This is a messenger RNA of Centrocercus urophasianus (Greater sage-grouse), 4556 nucleotides long. RefSeq names its product sperm associated antigen 6 (gene SPAG6). The record is from RefSeq and is a predicted model, not a curated record. Gene Ontology annotation, cellular component: acrosomal vesicle; microtubule cytoskeleton; sperm principal piece. Gene Ontology annotation, molecular function: microtubule binding. Gene Ontology annotation, biological process: filopodium assembly; neuron projection extension; epithelial cilium movement involved in extracellular fluid movement. The transcript is spliced from 10 exons. NCBI's taxonomy places the organism in Eukaryota, Metazoa, Chordata, Aves, Galliformes, Phasianidae. Bases 277 to 1722 code for a protein of 481 amino acids.
UCUAUUCACUUUCAUAUCCCCAUAUACUUCUGUGUGCAUAAUUAUUUUCCCACGGCUGACCAGUGACCUGAUGUCUCCAUGGAGCUGCCUGUCCAGCAGUGGGACCUUUCUCCUGAGUGGUAGCGAUGUGCUUGAAGUUCAUCAUUGUGGGAUAUUGGGAUCAGCUUUCCUGUAUGUGUUUGAUUUCACUUGCUGUUUUAUUAUCCAAUCAUUCAGUCCCUAGUUUCUUAGUUUUCCCCAUUGGCACUCCCUGGAAUAACCCUCGGUUACCAGUACAUGGUCUCACCUCAUGGCUCCUGCCCCUUCCAGAUCACAGGUGUAAUAUCUUUGCUGAGACCUCUUUUGCUGGAUGUGGUCCCAACUAUCCGACAGGCUGCUGCUUUGGCUCUUGGGAGGCUUGCCUAUUUUAACGAUGACCUGGCAGAGGCAGUGGUGAAGGAAGGCAUUCUUCCACAGCUCGUGUGUUCACUGUCUGAGCAGAAUCGUUUCUACAAGAAAGCAGCUGCAUUUGUGUUAAGAGCAGUUGGUAAACAUUCUCCACAGCUAGCUCAGGCAGUAAUUGAGUGUGGAGCGCUGGAAGCACUUGUGAUUUGCUUGGAAGAUUUUGACCCUGGAGUGAAAGAAGGUGCAGCUUGGGCACUCGGUUAUAUUGCCCAACACAAUUCAGAACUGUCACAAGCUGUGGUGGAUGCAGGAGCCGUUCCUCUUUUAGUGCUCUGUAUCCAGGAGCCAGAAAUUGCUUUGAAAAGGAUUGCUGCUUCAACUCUUAGCGAUAUUUCAAAGCAUUCUCCAGAGUUAGCACAGACAGUAGUGGAUGCAGGAGCUAUCGCUUUCUUAGCUCAGAUGAUCCUGAACCCUGAUGCUAAACUGAAGUGUCAGGUGCUGUCAGCGCUAAGCCAAAUAGCAAAGCAUUCAGUGGAUCUUGCAGAGUUGGUGGUUGAAGCAGAAAUUUUCCCAGUUGUGCUCACAUGCCUGAAGGACUCGGAUGAAUAUGUCAAGAAAAAUGGUGCAACUUUAAUUAGAGAGAUAGCAAAGCAUUCGCCUGAGCUUUCACAGUUUAUAGUAAAUUCAGGUGGAGUUGCUGCUGUGAUUGAUUGUAUUGGCAGCUGCAAAGGGACUGUCAGACUGCCUGGCAUCAUGAUGCUUGGUUAUGUAGCAGCUCAUUCAGAGAACCUGUCAAUGGCAGUUAUUGUCUCCAAGGGAAUACCACCACUGUGUACCUGUUUGUUAGAAGAACAUGAAGAUCAUAUUAAGGCAGCAGCUGCGUGGGCCUUGGGACAGAUUGGCAGACAUACUCCUGAGCAUGCACGUGCAGUAGCAGUAACAAAUGUGCUAGCCACGCUGCUUUCUAUGUAUAUGGACACACGCAGUUCAGAAGAUCUUCAGCUGAAAACUAAAAGAGCCUUAAAGAGCAUCCUUCAGAAAUGCACUUAUCUUCCAGCACUUGAACCAUUGCUGCACGAUGCCCCUCCCAACAUUAUGAAACACAUUAUUGGGCAGUUUAGCAAGGUGUUACCACAUGACAGUAAAGCACGUCGUCUCUUUGUAACAACUGGUGGGCUUAAAAAGGUUCAAGAAAUAAAAGCAGAACCUGGGUCACUUCUUCAGGAGUAUAUCAACACUAUUAACAACUGCUACCCAGAGGAAAUAGUAAGGUAUUAUUCCCCUGGAUAUUCUGAGAUGCUUCUGGAACGGGUGGAAAAUUACCAACCAGUUUUAUAAACUUCAAUUUUUAUUAGAGCUGUAUUUCACGUUUACGCUUUUAUGACUGUAAUACAAAUACAGCUGCUGAAACUCUUGUUAGGUUCUGAAAUCUACUUCUACUGUUUGAACCACAGCAAGACCUCAGUAUUUCCAACAAGCUGUGUUUUGUUCUUUAUAGAAAUGUUGCUAAGUUUUUGUUCCUAUUUGUUUUUCUCUAACGUUAUGACCAGACGCUGCAGCAUAUAUCAGUGGAAUUUCAUGCGAGGGUGUUGAUUUAUCACAGAGGCUUUUUUAGAAUCAGUCAUUUCCUUUUCCUUCCACAAGAAAGGUUUGUUAUUAUCUCAUUCAAAUUUUAUCCUUCUCAGCACUUUAUCAAUUUUCCCCCUUUUGUCUUUGCAUAUUGUUUAGAGCUUCCCAAGCUUGAUGAGGGGGAGGAAAACGAUAUCCCCUCUGCCUUUUCUAAUUAUAGAAUUCAUUCUAUGCUGAGAUUUUUUUUUCCCACCACUACCUUUCGGAAAGUGAUGUGAUUUUUGCAUCCCCAAACACAUUAGUAGCUGCUAAAAAGAGAAGUAAUCAGAUCUGAUGAUGAUAAAAGGGCUGUAUUCUGCAUGCUACAAUAGUGUCAUGAUCCUGGCAUGCUAAAUAGUACAUCUGCAAAGUUCCUCCUAAUUAAGGCAAGAUUUGCUGUGGAGGGAAGCAGCAAUACAUUAUUUGGUGUGCUUAUGUGUCAUUGUUCCUAUCGGAAAGGAUAGAGUGAACUCAGACUUCCCACAGGUACAAAAGGAGAGCAAGGACUCUGAGGUUCUGCCCCAUUUGGGUCGGCAGUACCUGGGCCUCUCAGGAAGAGGAAAAUUGUUUGACUUCAGGAAUGCUAUUAGCAAAGUUUUGAGCACAUCCAGAGGAAAACUGAGGAUAUUUGAGUCUCACUGAAUUGAGUGGUGGGACUAAGACUGCUCAGUACUUUCUCUUCAAAAGAUGAAGCUACUGCAGAGGUGGGUUGAAACACAUUUGGAACUUAGUCUUGAACUUGCAAAUCAUGUUGGCAUGGAGAUUAUUGUAGAUAUGAGCUCUGUUGUAUACAACAUCCUGAAAAUACUUUUGCCCUCUUAGGUAGAGUAAAAAGACUUUCUACAUUCUACUUUGCUGCGUACUGUAACAACAGGGAACAGCAUACAACCCUACAGUAUUCACCAAGUAAUAGGUAAUUGUCAUUCAUCAUUUUUUGUUCUUCUAGCCAUUUUCCUCUUCCAAGUACGCAGCAGGUUUUUUUGUUUGUUUGUUUGCUUUUCUUCUUUUCUUUUUCUUUCCCAGGGAGUAGUAUGCAGUGUUUCUGGGGUGGGAUGUCGAAAUUCUGGCAGCUGCAAGGAAAUACAAUACUUGAAAACCCCUGCAGGAGAAACUUGUCUACUUUCUUAAACAUAUUAGCUGAAUGAGUUUAUAAAACAGGGAUAGCAUCUUCUGUUACUUGUAAAACAGGAGCAAAAUCUUAAUGCAGUUGGAAAUGAUUUAGAGUGAGUCUUCCUUGCCAAGUUCCGAAUUACCAUGUUCUUGUCAGCAUAUUUUUCGUUGGUUCACAGAAACACUGGUGGGCUAUCUUCUGCUAAGGUUUACUUCUACAGAGGGCUGUGCUCCUGGUGUGAGGCACUUGGUGCUCUCGGACUAGUUUGAGGAGUUUGUGGCUGCUCAAUAGCUGGCUGUACAGAGCAUAACUGAGAUGGAAACUGUUGGUGUCAUGACUGCUGAUAUAUAAACCACACCAGCUGGGUUCUUGCCUUAGCCUGCAUCAGAGUGAACAGCUUUGGAACUGACUAACCUUUUCCUUUUCGGUAUUCAUAUUUUGACAUUAAUAAUGUUAUGACACUGGUGGGAAAAAAAUCAUUAGGUAUAUUAAGAAGAUUGUUGUAACACUCAAUGAAUUUUCUUAAAUGCGUUAUGGAUAUUUAAAAAUCAAAUCUUAAACAUUCUUUGAAAGAAAAUGUCAUGCAAGGACUUCCAGAGAAUCCUGAAGGAUCUGAUGGCUUUGUUUUCCCUAGCAGGGGAGAAAUACUGCAGAAGGCUGAAUGCAGUGCAGCUGGGAGGGCGGGUCGGCAUUCAGAUGUGUACCCAUAGCUGCAUCAGAUGUUUGGGUGCACGUGCACAGCACACGAUGCUAAUGGGUGUGUUUUUUGUGGAAAGAGCAUAGAGGCAUCAGUUCCCUGACAAAUAUGUUACACCAUAAUGAUUCCACUGGGUUAAAUUUCAGUGCCUAAACCCUUUGUCCACAGUCUUCUCACAUUUUUUUCUGAUUCCUGACAAUGGAAAUGAUUGCAAAAGGCAAACCUUCAAAGCAGUCUGACUGUGCAGUGCACAGUCUCAAUCAGACCUAGCAUGAAUCCCUCUUUACGCCAGUUAUGCAGUUCUGUCCCAGGCCAGAGGAGCUGUAAGGCCUUUUGUCGCAGGUCUCCCUCUCUGGUGAUGCCACAUCCCAUUCGGCCCUGGCCGAGCCAAGAUCCCUCUUUGGAGAAGCCCUCAGCUCUCCUUUGCUGGCAGGCUGCUUCCGUGCAUGGUAGUACACCUGGGGCUGGAGGCUUCCCAGGCAGUACACAUCUGCAUAAGGCAGAUUGAGGCCUUUCCUGCAGAAUUAUCACUAAUUUGUGGUUUAGGCUUUCUUUACUAGAGCAAGAGUUGCUUUUUUUUUUUUUUUCUUGGAGUGUUUCACAGGUUCUGAUGUACAGUGAUUCUGUUCUAUCCUCCUGUUUGUCUUAAGUCAUCAUCUAAAACUAUAUUAAUGUGUGUAAUUGCUACUCUGGCAAGCUUCAAGUGUGUACCAUUCGUCUCAAUUUCAUAGAAUAAAAUGUAGAUUUGCAUUUUAA